AAAAUCAAAAUUUUGUUCAAGAACAUAAAUCCCAGUUUCAAUUUCCUUCUCUCACGGAUUAUUUUUUAAAUUAAUUUCCAUUUAAAUAAGCACUUGCUUAUCCAAAUCUCAUAAUUAAGUGUCCAAAAAUCUACAGACAAAUUCCCAAUCCGAAAAACCUACAAGAAACCACGUAAUAUUAUCAAAAUUAUUGCAAUCUAGUGCAUACAAAUUAAUAUUGAUAGGUACUUGGAUUGAUUUCGUAGUUCCAAAAGUGCCUUGCUCUUUGGUUCUUUGUUUAUUGGUUAAAGGAUCUUAUCGGAUUCAGUGUUUCUGCUUCUGUUUUUAUUGACAAAAUAAAUAAUAUAUAUUUGGAAAUACCUACACAUGAACCGAUUUUCCAAAUCGAAACAAGCAAAUCUGAGUUAUUUUAAGAUUAAAAAAUACAAUUUUCAUAAAAAAUAUUUGGCACUCUUUUAACAAACGCAACCGCUACCGCCACUGCCGCUGCUGCUCUCUGUUUGGGUUUCUGUUUUUGUGUUGCACUAAAGACUAAACAAAGAAAACGAAGAAAAGAACAAAAACCACUUGGAAAAACAGAGUAAUUAAAAAAAGAAAAAAGACCAUCGCAAACGCCAUCACCAUCACCACUCGUCCAAUCUCCAAUACCUGAACAUUUGUGUGGUGCGCCGCAGCCGCUUGCUAACACAAAAACAAAUUAACAUUAUUUAUAUCGCAAUCACUGCUUAGCGAAAGCGAACACGUCGUCGGGUCGUUGUUGCUCAGGUCGUUCGAGUCGUUCGGUUGAAAAAUAGUGCAAAGUACAAGAUUGUUUUUUCUAAAAAUUGUCGUUUUUGUUUCUUUUUUGGGUUUGGGGUUUGUUUUGAAUAAAAACAUUCAUCAUGAAAAUCACUGUUACUACUUUGAGCGAUGAGAUUUUUGUUCUCGAUGUGUCGGAAGAUUUGGAGCUGGAGAACUUCAAAGCGUUUUGUGAAGUUGAAUCCCGGGUCCCGGGGCCGCAGAUUCGUGUGCUAUUUAACGGGCAACCGUUGAUGGAUGAUAAGAAGUCUCUGAAGGCGUAUGGCAUGAGUGACGGUGAUUGUGUUGUGAUCCAACGUAUAACUUCGAACAGGAGUGCUCCGUCUGGGCCAUCUGGAGGAGGGCGUGUUUUAGGCACAGGUGCUCUCUCGCCGUUGAGUUCAUUGGAUUUUAGUAGUAUACACAUUCCUGGCACAUCAUCGAAUGUCCAGCCAAAAGAAGUAACAGUUGGCGAAGAUGAAGAUCCCGCAAGUGUGAGACAAAUGUUUCUAACAAGUCCGGAACAUUUGUCAUUGUUGAAGCAAAACAACCCACGUCUUGCUGAUGCUUUGCUAUCGGGUAACUUGGAUGCAUUUGCCAAAGUUCUGCGAGAACAAAUCGAAGAGAAGAAGGAAAGAGAAAUGCAACGCUUGAGAAUGCUGCAAGCUGACCCCUUCGAUACCGAAGCACAACGCAUGAUUGCCGAGGAGAUCAAACAGAAGAAUAUACAAGAUAAUAUGGCUGCAGCUAUUGAGUAUAACCCUGAGAUUUUUGGCACAGUAACAAUGUUAUAUAUCAACUGCAAAGUGAAUGGUGUACCAGUUAAAGCAUUCAUUGAUUCGGGGGCUCAGACGACGAUCAUGAGUGCUUCUUGUGCAGAGAAGUGUCAUAUAAAUCGAUUAAUAGAUACCAGAUGGAAUGGAAUUGCAAAAGGUGUGGGCACGCAGCGCAUUAUUGGACGCAUUCACAUGGUUCAAAUGCAAAUAGAGAAUGAUCAUUUGACGUCGAGUUUCUCUGUGUUGGAACAGCAACCAAUGGACAUGCUAUUGGGGUUGGACAUGUUGAAACGACACCAGAUGAAUAUCGAUCUGCAAAGAAACGUGUUACGCAUAGGAACCACCGGAACAGAAACCCAUUUCUUGCCUGAAAAUGAGCUACCCGAUUGCGCUCGACUUUCGGGUGGUUCUGAAGAUAUGAUUGUUGUAGAAGAAUCUAAACAAAGUGCAGAAGAUGAUGCAAUUCGCAAAGCAAUCGAGGCCAGUAAAAUGGACACAGAUUCACCAACUACAUCUCAAUCUACAAAGCCGAAAAGUAAUGACGAAAAAUUUACUGAAGCUGAUGUAAAUGAUCUAGUGAAAUUAGGUUUUAAACGUGAUGAUGUCGUAGCUGAACUCCGCAAACAAAAUGGCAAUAAAACACAAGCCACUGCAGCGUUGAUUGCUAAAUCAUUAAAAUUUUAAGACAAAUAAAUAUGUACAUCAAUAUUAGAUUUAAAAAUUACAGCGAAUUCAUAAAAGUGUAUUCACCAAUAAUAACAUUUAUAAACAAACGAAGCCUAUCAUCUAAAAUCUACCUCAGGCUCGAGCAUUUACAAACAAACAAAAAAUUCGACAUAUACAAGAACGUUAAGAUAACAUGCCUUGAAAUGGAGUAAAAAUGGAUUGUAGGACACGAAAACGCAAAAAUGGACUUUAAUUACAUUUAUUUACAUAAUUUCUUUUGAAUUUUUAAAAUAAAAUUAACAGCAAUAAGUUAAUGCAAACAUAUAGUAUGAAAAAAGAAAGAGAGAAA
Messenger RNA from Eupeodes corollae, 2568 nucleotides. It is a transcript of the gene rngo, whose product is annotated as protein DDI1 homolog 2. The transcript is spliced from 6 exons. Gene Ontology annotation, biological process: proteolysis. NCBI's taxonomy places the organism in Eukaryota, Metazoa, Arthropoda, Insecta, Diptera, Syrphidae. The record is from RefSeq and is a predicted model, not a curated record. Gene Ontology annotation, molecular function: protein binding; aspartic-type endopeptidase activity. Bases 882 to 2237 code for a protein of 451 amino acids.